Physcomitrium patens is the source of this 1574-nucleotide messenger RNA. RefSeq lists its product as uncharacterized. NCBI's taxonomy places the organism in Eukaryota, Viridiplantae, Streptophyta, Bryopsida, Funariales, Funariaceae. The record is from RefSeq and is a predicted model, not a curated record.
AUGGCUCCAGGUCUGAGUCAGAGGAAAACAGUGAAGAUAUCAGGUCAGGAGUCACAGCAGAAAGAGCAAAGCACGCUAGCGAUGUCUGCGAGGAGUAACAAUGAUACAGAAGAUGGUUCAACGAGGAUAUGGGGAGGAUGGCGUAGCGGCAUACGGGAGAACACGUGGCGAGCCCUGGCAGCAGCACCACUGGAGACCCUGUCAAACAAGUACUUUCUAAUCUGGCCCAGUUGCAGGAUCACUUCAAGUACGCUUCGCACUGCAUCGUUCUUCUCAUCUUUCGGUCGACAGACAUUGCUCCUCCCUAAUCGUCACCUCUCCCUCUUUCCUGCUCUUCAUUUCAAUCUUCACUCUUGCAUUGUCAACUUCUUCAUCAAACCUCUCCCUCUCUCUCUCUCUCUCUUGUCGUGCAGCAGAUUUUCGUUGGUAAAUAUGGCGUGCUCCCAUGGCGAUAGUGCCGAGAAAUCCUUGCCGGAACAGCAUAAACAAGGAGCUGAGCAUCCCAGUUUUCUACAGAAGAUUAAAGACAAGCUCCACGUUGGACACAAGCACAAUGAUGAGGAUGCUGCAACCCAUGCAACAACCGAUUCGGCUAUUUCAAGCAAGAAUGCAACUACGGAACCUGUCUCUGCCUCAUCUGUGAAGGAAGAGCCGACGGCUGCCAAGCCACCUACGAGUAGCAGUGUAGGGGUAGAUCAACACCAUCAUGGACGACCGACAACGGAUUUGAGCGAGCCGGCAGGACAUGAAUCAGAGCACCAUGGUGGAGUGCCUACAUUUAUGGUAGCAUUGCCCGACCAAGAUAUUCCAGAAGAAGUCGCUCCAGUAACCGCGUCCAAGACGAGUGAACAGACCACGGGAGAAAUUGACUCCGAGGAGAUUUUCAGAAGAGCUCAACAAGGAGAGCACCAUCAUGGUGUACCCACAUUUUUGGUUGCCCUCCCGAAUCAAGAUGUUCCGGAGGAGGUUACCAAGGAGACGUCCGUGGGGCAGGAGGGGCAUGCUGAUUCUCAGAGGAAGGAACUCGACUCUGAAAAGCUGUUCAGCAGCGCUCAGCAAGGCGAACAUCAUGGGGGGGUGCCCACCUUUCUGGUAGCCAUUCCGGAUCAGGAAAUUCCCGACGUCGUCAAUCAGGAGGGGUCCAGCGCCAAUGCGCGGCAUGCGGACGGCGGGGAAGAAAUAGAUUCCGAGAAGGUGUUCAGGGAGGCUCAACAAGGAGAGCACCAUCAUGGAGUGCCCACAUUCCUGGUGGCUUUGCCGGAUGAAGGCAUUCCUGACCAGGUCUCCAAGGGCGUCGAUUCCACCGCCGACCACGAACCCUCGCAGUCUUAGCUUCACCUCGCUCACCUGCUCUAACUCCAGCUCUUACUCUUGUUAGUUUGUAUAUGGGACUCUCUUUCCGUUCUUUCUGUAAGCGAUCCCUUCUUUUUUCAACUAUUUCUGUGUAGUAUAUACUUCGUUCUAUUCAUUUUUUGUGCUGUUUUCUAGGUUACGCAUGACACUCUUGCCUUCACACGUUGGGCGUGCACUUUGUAGCCAUCUUGCAAAAUCGAUGUUCUGCUUGUCUGCUCUCA